Anolis sagrei ordinatus is the source of this 9566-nucleotide messenger RNA. The record is from RefSeq and is a predicted model, not a curated record. NCBI's taxonomy places the organism in Eukaryota, Metazoa, Chordata, Lepidosauria, Squamata, Anolidae.
AACAUACAUGCACACAGGCAUAUCAACACAUUCACAAGCCAUUUGUUCCAAAGGUAAAUGAGAUUUUUUUUAAUUUUUACUAGAGAGCAAAGCAAGUAACUAUCUAGCUACAAACAUACUGUAGACUGGGCUGAAAUCAUGCCAAAGAGCGAGAAAGCAAGGGGGAGAAAGUGAGAGAAUGAGUGUGUCCGAGCUAAGAGAUUACUAUGCCCACCCUUUCAUACAGCCAUUUCUUUCAUUAUAAUAGGUCUUUUCAUCAAAAUGACACAGAACCUUUAAAUUUGGACAGCAUAUUCCCAUACAGUAGAGACGGCAGCCACUUCAAACCAAUUCCAAACCUGCUCCUCUGAAAUAAAACAAACUUGCUUCAUUGGCACACAUAAAUUGUUUACGACUCAUUAAAAAACAAAAUUGCAUAUCGCACAGUUGGCAGCUGAGUCCAUGCGGGUGGAAAGGGGGCAUUCACUCAUCUCUUUGUAUGCUGGCAGUACCAAACCGAAGUUUAGCAGUAGGCAGUAGCCGAGAUUUUUUUGUGAAGCCAGACGAUGCAUGAGGAUUUGCGUUUUGAUGUUGGUUUGCUGAUAGACCCCAAACAAAACCUUCAUUGUCUCCAGUCAACAAGAAACAGAGUGGGCAGAAGACUUUUUGGAGAAGAAACUACAAAGUGAAAGAAAGGAAAGUAGUAACUUAUGAAUCAGACCAAAAAAUAAUUUGAUACAAUGUGUCACCAAAAUAUCCCAAAACCACUUUUGGAUAUUAUGAGUUAUUCUUUUUUCAUUUGUAUCUUUCGCCUUCUCUGUAUAGUGUAUUUCUGACUGCUUUGAAGAAUAUCAGAACACUUGCUAUCUGUUGAAUAUUGAUGGGAAAACAAGGAGCCUGACCCAUUCAUUAUACUCAGCUCCAAGUGUAAAUUCUUCUGUUGUUACGUGUAUGGGCUUCCAUAUUUUCAUAUUUUAACAUUUGUUUUUAUUAGCUGAAAGAAAAUAGAAAGAGCACAAUGAUGGAAGCUGUGAAUGUGUUUCUGGCUUUGAGUGUUCUUAUUCUCCUGGGGAACCUUGAACCUCUAAUAGUAGCCAAGCUUGUCUUGGUGAAUAAAGGGAUCAGUGCUGAAAGAGGACAAAUCACAUAUGUAACUGAAAAUGAGCUGCAGUUCAACAUUUCUAAAGAGAGAGAUUCUUGCAAAGUAGAAGUGGUGAUAAAUGAACCAGUGACACAAAGAGUUGGGAAACUGACACCUCAGGUAUUUGAUUGCCACUUUCUACCCAAUGAAGUGAGGUACAUUCAUAAUGGAUGUCCCCUCCUUAAAGAAGAUACGGUGAUACUGAGAGUAUACAGGUUUACACCACUGGAGACUAUGGUAGAAACAUUUGUCAUUGAUGUAAAAAUCAGAAACCCAUCAUCAAGUCUUGCUGAGUUUGGACAUGUGCCUCUAGAAGUUCCACAUUUCUUUGGAAUUUCUCAACCCAUUGACAGAAACAUUUUGAGUUUUAGAUACAAUGGAUUUGCUAAAAUCUGCACAAUAAGGAUCAUGUCAUCUGAAUCACAAUUUCCUGCUGUUGGCCAACUAAUUGUUGAAGAUCCAAAAAACCAGCAAAGUGAAGAUGAACAAAUGCCCAUCAAACUGAAGAAAGGGUUCAAAGAAAUACAUGAUUUAAAGAUCAGUUGUGAAGACUUCCUAGAAAUGGGUAUUAGGUAUCAACACCUCAGUCCUCCAUCACCUGAUAAGGAUUAUAUCUCAAUUCAAGUGGAAAUCAGAGACAAAAAGAACAGAUUUCAGCAACAGGCAGAAAAUGUGUGGAUUCCUGUAAAAAUAAAAGGUGCCAUUCCAAAUGGAAAACCACAAGCUGCAUUCAUGGCUAUGUUCAUCUUGGAAAUAGAUGAAUUUAUUCUUACUCCUCUUACGACUGUGACUUUGGAUGCUAUAGAUGAAGAGACUCAAAGGCAAGGACUGGUAUUUAAUAUUACUAAGCCUCCUCCUCUGGGAUACAUUACCCAUCUGGAAGAUCAAUCAAAAGCUAUUAGAUCCUUCACUUGGCAAGAUUUGUAUGACACAAAAGUUGCUUUCCAACCAUCCAAUAUUUCUCAUUCUGAAAGACAGAACUAUGAGGUUGAGUUUCAAGCAAUUGAUAGCUUCUUCAUGAACAGCUUGCCUAUCAGUAUCCAUUUUUCAGUACGAAAUGCUGUAACAGAUGCUCCUAGAGUUGCAUGGAACAUGGGGCUUGACUUGUUAGAAGGACAGUCUCAUCCCAUUACCUGGCAAUCCCUUCAGAUUGUAGAUAAUGACAACCUUCAUAGUGUUCAACUGCUUGUGGUGGAAGGCUUAAAUCAUGGUUGGCUCACGGUACAAGGGAAAAAAGGUUUCAAGUUUGGAGUUAAAGAACUCAGAGAUGGAGUUGUCAGGUAUCAUCAUGAUGACAGUGACACAACCAGGGAUGACAUAGUCUUCAGAAUCUUUGAUGGAAAGCACAGUAUUAGACACAAGUUUCCUAUUAAUAUUCUUCCAAAGGAUGACAGCCCACCAUUCUUGGUGAACAAUCUUGUCCUUGAGCUGGAAGAAGGGGACACUGCUCUUAUUGAAAAUCCUAUACUUAUGGCAGCUGAUUUUGACUCGAGUGAUGAUUAUGUCCUCUAUAAAAUAUCCAAGCCGCCCAGUGCAGGAGAACUUAUCAAGCAACAAUUGCCAGAUGGAUCAGGUAUUUCUGUGUCCAGCUUUUUCCAAAGGGAUCUCUUUCAUGGUCUUAUAUACUAUCAUCAUUUUGGAGAUGAAAUUUUCCAAGACUCAUUUGAAUUUAUCUUAGCUGACAGCCAGGAACCACCCAACCUUUCAGAUCCUCAGAUUGUGAUGAUCCACGUUAUGCCAGUGAAAGACCAUUUGCCAGAAGCCAUUCCUGGGGCAAUAAGGCAUCUUGUUGUCAAAGAAACAGAGGUUGCGCUCAUCACAAAGAACCACCUCCAUUUUACAGAUGCUGAAUCACCAGACAAUCAAAUUUUAUAUACAGUAACAAAAGCUUGUUUCUCUCCCACUUCUCCUGGGCUUUAUGAUGCAGGAAGACUAAUCUUCACAGAUAAUGUGAAAGGUUACAUGAAAAAUUCUCCUCCCCACGUUUUGUCAUCUUUCACGCAGCAUGCUGUAAACCAUCUGAAAGUGGCAUAUAUGCCCCCAUUAAUGGAAAUGGGCCCUGACCUGUUGUUUGUACAGUUUGAAUUCUCUGUCAGUGACCAGCAGGGAGGAAUGAGGACUGGCCUCAUCUUUAAUAUCACGGUUAUGCCUGUGGAUGAUGAAGCACCUGAGAUUUUCACCAAUCAUCUAAAAACAGCGGAAGGUGGCCAUUCAUUCAUCACUGCAGAGCAUCUAAUGGUUACAGACUUGGACACUAAAACCAGUGGUAUAAAAAUUGAACUAAGGAAAUCACCUUUGCAUGGAUACAUUAAGCUACAUGGAGACAUAAUGCUGGAGGGGGAUAAAUUUACCCUUUGGGAUUUGCACUCUUCCAAUGUUUGGUAUCAGCAUGACAGUACAGAAACCCUUGAAGACAGAGUCAUAUUUUUAGCAACAGAUGGAGUUAACACUGCAGAUGGAACAUUAAGAAUACAGAUCAUUCCAGUUAAUGAUGAGCCACCAGAACUACAGCCUGGAUUAAAGUCAAGCCUGGAGUGUCUUGAAGGAGAGCAAAUUCUCAUCACUGCUGAUUAUCUCUAUGCAACAGAUGUUGACAAUGAUGACACUAGACUCACUUACAUGAUUGUGAAAAUGCCAAAGUAUGGUGUUAUUCAAAAGGAUAACUUUGUGGUGAAUAGAUUCUCUCAACAUGAUGUUACUCAAGGUGCCAUCUCUUAUGUUCACACUGGUGGAGAAAUAGGUUGUGAAUAUAUUGUGGACAGCAUAACUUUUGUUAUCUCAGAUGGAGAAACUGGAAUAGGAGAUGACUGUUGCAUUGAUACAAAAUUCCCAUCAUCUAUACCACUUCAUCCUAGUUUACGAGUGCAUGAUCUGAGCUUCACAAUUCUGCCCAUUAACAAUCAGGAGCCAUCCAUUCAAACUGGAGAGAUAUUUGUAGUGGACGAAGGCACUUCAACAACUAUCAGUUUAAAAUAUCUGGAUGCCAAAGAUGAAGACUCAAAACCUGAGAAGUUAACUUUCUUCUUAGAGACAAAUCCUUUGUAUGGUUACCUGGAGAAUACUCUUCCUACCCCUGGAUAUGAGAAGAGCAAUGUGGGCUUGAAUAUAAGUGUCUUCACAGUUCAGAACAUCCAGGAUGGUUAUAUCAACUAUGUUCAGUCUAAGCAUGAGAAUUUGGAACCCAUCUCUGAUGGUUUCAUGGUAUCAGUAAGUGAUGGCCUUCAUAAAUCCAUAGCAAUGCCUUUCUACAUUGUCAUCGUUCCAGUUAAUGAUGAAAUCCCACAGCUGAAACUCAGAAACAUAACAGUAAUGGAAGGAAACACUGCAGCAAUAGGACCUGACACCAUUAAUGUUGAAGAUUUUGACAUCCCGCAAGAUCUGUUAAGAUUUUAUAUUGUUACCCCACCCUGGCAUGGGCUGAUACUAAAUGGAAUUUAUGGCAGUGAUAUUGAACAUUACAGAAAAUUAAACCCAGUAAUACUUCAUCAGGAUUUAGAGAUUCACAGCUUUACUUUGGAGGAACUCAAACAAGGACUGAUGCUUAUGUACAUGCAUGAUGACACAGAAAGCCUAGAGGAUAGCUUCACCGUUCGGCUGACAGAUGGCAAGCACACAGUCCAAGGGACACUUUACAUCUACAUCAUGCCAGUCAACGAUGAAAUCCCUCAUCUUUCCAGGAACACAGGCUUGGAAGUUGAAGUUGGGGGCAGUAAAGUUAUUUCCAGCAUGUCAUUAGAAGUGGAAGACAAAGAUUCUCCAAGAAGUCAACUUCAGUAUGUCAUCAACAACAAGCCAAAAUGGGGACACCUCAAAUUAAAGACUGCAUCAGCUUGGAGCACUCUGCAUCCUGGAAUGAAUUUCACUCAAGAUGAUGUGGACAUGAACCGCCUCUGGUAUUUCCAUACUAACAUCCUGAUUCCAGAAAGUCAUGACAGCUUCCGAUUUUAUGUGACAGAUGGGCAAAAUAGCUCUCCACCAGGAAGUUUCUAUAUGUUCAUUAAAAGUAUGGAGAAAGGUGACAUUGUUCUAUUCACCAGACCUGUAACUUUAACAGAGGGUGACAGGGUGACCUUGACGACAGAUGUUCUUAUGGCAACAGAUGGCACUGGUAAACCAGAGAAGCUGCUGUAUGCCAUUUCUGUGCCACCUGUGCAUGGUCAGAUUGAGUACAUCAAUUAUCCCGGCGUGCCCAUUCCCCGCUACAGCCAGUUGGAUGUUGUGGCCCAGAAGGUCUGCUACAUUCAUGACAAUAGCCACGAGGCUAGUAAGGAUUCAUUCAGUUUUACCAUCACUAAUGGUCAUAUGGAGAAGAAAGGCCAUCUAGAAUUUAACAUUGAGCACAGUGACCGGAUUCCACCUACUUUACUUUAUAACAAAGGUCUUCAUAUUAUGGAGGGCAGCAAAGGAAUCUUAACUUCAGAUGUUCUUCAACUUACAGACAUAGACAGCCCAGCAAAAAAUCUCACCUAUAUUAUUACCCAGUACCCACAACAUGGACAUUUAUACGUGAAAGAGAUGGUCUUACACUGGGGCCAAUUUACACAAUUGGAUGUGGAUAACACAAGAGUGUACUAUAAACAUAAUGGACGAGCUGGGCAAAUUGAUAAGUUUUCCUUUGUAGCUACAGACAGAGUCAAUCGUGGAGUUUUGGUCAAUGGGCAACUGAGAGAUGACCCCAUUGAAUUUAUGAUACAGGUAGAAUAUCAAGAUAAAAUGGUUCCAAAACUCCAAGUAAAAGCAAGCCCAAGCACCAUACAAAACCUGAAAGAUGGGAGAUUAGCUGUUCCAAUCACAGUUCACAACCUGAAAGUUACAGAUGAUGGUAGCAGAGAUGAAGAUCUCAUCUUCAGAGUUCGACGUCAACCUUACUUUGGAUAUCUUGAACACUCAAGAGCAGGUGGUAUUCUGAAAAACUCUUUUACUCAAGAUGAUCUAAAUCACCACAACAUUCGAUACAUCAUAAAUCCCACCUCAGAGGUAACUUCAGAUAGCUUCACAUUUGAAGUUUCAGAUUCAGCCGGCAACACAAUACUUCCAGAGAAUCUUGAAGUAAAAUGGUCUCGUAUAGAACUGGAAGAAACAUGCUAUCGCAUUUGUGAAAACACGGGAUCUCUUCCUAUCAAAAUUCUAAGAAAUGGAGAGAGUGCUGAGCCACUGUUUGUCGGAAUAAAGGUCCAAGAUGGUUCAGCUAGAAAUGGCUUGGACUUCAAACAUAGUACAGCAAGAUUAAUACAGUUUGAUCCUGGUGUUUCUACCAAGAUCUGGACUAUUUUCCUUCAGGAUGAUGGCCUUGAAGAAAACAAUGAAGUGUUUAAAGUAAUGCUGAACAAGCCUAAAAAUGCUGUGCUGGGACACAAGAGGGAAGCAACUAUUGAAAUUCUAGACCCAAGAGCUGGUGGCUGCCCUUCAUUUGCAAUCUACAAAAAUGGUAGAACUAGAGAAGUGCUAGAAAAAACCAGCAACAUUUUAAAAAGUCCAUUGCAUGCUGGCCAUUCCUGUACUCCAACCAGAAGAGAAAAUGGCCUUCAGGAUAAACAGCAUUUGAACAGCAAGGAAAAUUCUCAUCCUAGUUCUUCACCUAGAAGACAUGUUCCUCAGCUGAACCACUGGCUUGAUCCUUACCAAGGAGCUACUCCCGCAGGAGAAGAAGUAUCCUUUAGUUUGCAUUCUGAAAAUCGUACAACUGCAAGGGAGCCCUUUUCUGGCCUGUCUUUUCACCUACAAAGUCAACAGGACCAUCCUCAAGAAGAUUUAGAUGUGAAGAAUAAACCAAUCCCAUUACAAACGAACACAAAACAGAGAACUAAAUCCAGGAAAUGCCCUUCCAGAUGGACACUCAGAGACAAGUAUUGCUACAUUUUGAGUUCAGCUAGUAAUGCAACAUGGGAGAGUGCUGAAAGAGCCUGCGGAAAAUGGUCCAAUGGUCACCUAGCCAGUGUGCAUUCCCCAAAGGAGAUGGCAUGGCUCUGGAACUUUGCCAAUAAGCAGUCAUUUUGGAUUGGAUUGAAAGAAGAUAAAAUGGGGAGCUGGGUGUGGAGUAAUAACCGUCCAGUUACCUUCCAUCACUUCAAACAUGGAAAGGCAAGACCUCACAGGACCACUGAGCAGCGAUGUGCUUUUGUCCAAAUGGAGAAGAAAUGGGCUACAAGAAUAUGUAGGCAGAGGCUGAAUGGAAGAUUUGUUUGUUCUAUCCCUUCAGUAUCCUCUAACAACAAAUUCUAGAAGGGCAGCUAUAAAGUCAAACAACAUAUUAAUUGUAAAACUGCUUCAUAAAAAAUAUUGUGCUUGACAGUGUUUCUGUUUGAGCAACCUGCUGGUUAGCUCUGCAUAGAUCAUGUGUAGCCAGAUCCAGAUGUAAAGUCUAGAGAACAAAGUGUGCAAAGGUUUCUUGGAAACCAUCAGGAAUAUAACUAACCUGCAUCACUUGCCUUCACUUCUUGAAUAAAACAGGUCCAAAAGGCAGGACUAGCAUUAAUUCACCAUUUGGCAAUGUUCUGCACAUCAUUGUAAAAUAAAGUUAAAACACUUGCUGAUAUUGGCAGUUUACUAGCAUAGGAAAACAUGAAACAAAGCAGAGAUAAAUAAAUAAAUAAUGAUAUUCAAAUAAACAAUUUUAUAUAACUCAGAAUGAGAACCAAUAGUUUGAAUCAUUGUUCAUUUGGAAACUAACAUAAGGAUUUGUUUAUGUGAAAUGAGCACAAAUGGGGUGUCUUGAUCAUGCUGAAAGCUUUAAAUGACUCCUGGACACUUCUAUGUUUGGUUUUUAGAAAUACUUCAGCCUCUCUCAUUGGUGAUGAACUUCGGUCUCUAUUGCAAUUGCCUACCCUGGGAUAAAAGGAAAGGCCUUCUGCACUCAUUAUUUCAUUGGUCAGGAUUGUCACUAUCUAAAACAGUGGUUCCGAACCUAUGGUCCAUGGGCCACCAGUGGUCCACAAGAACUAAAAUAUGGUCCGGGGUCUCACCAUUACUACACUAUUGCAACUAGAGUAACUGGUCUCUCGAAACCCUCUUAUAGUGUUGAGGCAACGGGGAUGUCGGGAGGGGAGAGGCUGACUACCCACGAAAGGAACCACACAAGCAUCCUGAUUCCUGAUUCUCCACCUCCUCCCUCUCCCUGAGUGGAGCCGUUCUAUGUGGCAUCUGGAAGUGGGGGCACCUUGGUGUCUUCAUUUUUAGGCCUGUUCCUGGGGUUAUUUGGGGUGCUGAUUCAGACAACAUCAGCUCUAGAUUAUUAAAUAUGGGUUUCUAUGGACGAGCAGAUGGUGACUACUGGAUAACAUAUGUUCUGUAUCAGAAAUUAGAGCUGAUGUGGUCUAUCCAAUGCAAUUUUCUGAAUCAGCACCCCACUGUAACCAAUCUAGAGUUGACCAAAAAUUGAUUCAUAACCCUUUUGGUACUAAUGUCAGAGAUUGGUCCCUGGUAAAAGUGGUUCCUGUUCAAGUGAUUCCUGGUUAAAAAAAAAGUUGGGAACCACUGAUCUAAAAAAAGCUUUGAUGUAAAGUAACAUUAAAGCAUUUGUUUAUGUGAACAGACUUUUCAUCUUAAUAUCUUUGUGUGUGCCUUCACAUUGCCUAUUGACUUAUGGCAAUCCCAUGAAUUUACUAGGGUUUUCUUAGGCAAGGAUUUCUCAGAGAUAGUUUCAUCAGUCCAGUCCUCUGAAAUAUAGCCUAUGGCAACUGUUAUUCAUUAGUGAUCUACCAUUCAAGUAUCGACAAGGGCUUACCCUGCUUAAUUUUAAAGAUCAGACGGGAUCUGAUGCCUUUAGAAUAUGUAGGUCUGCACCCACCAAGCUUUAUAAAAAACACUUCAUUAUAGUAGAUAGGUUAUAAUCACAUUAGUUUUUUUAGCCUUUUUAAGGCUCAUGUAAAAACUAAUUAAUAAAACCAGCUAUUUUUGCUUUCUAUUAUUAUAAAAUCUCUGUUGAAUAAGAUCAUUUCAUCCUUCCAGCUUUAGAGAGGCUACAUCAAUGAAGUGUUCUCUGACAAUGAAGUUAAUGGAGCUAUCCCUGUUUAUAUACUUGGCUCCAUGUAUGCCUUGGCACUCUAGAGUGUAUUGAGUUAUGGCAGUAUGAUGUUUCUUAGGCUUACACAUUCAGCUCAUAAAUAUAAAUGUUGAAGACAUUUUGAGAGAAUGAAAAGUAAGCAAAGAAAAGUAACACAAAUCCAAGUUACAUAUGUCAUUUUGUCAGAUGGUACUAUUAUAGCUGGUUGAAAAAUAAAUCAAUAGCAGGAAAAUAAUUUCUAUUGAGGUGUAACUCAGAUCAAAGCACCAUCUAAUCAGGCCUUAACUAAGUUUAGGAAUGAAAGUUACAUUAUAACUUACAUUUAUAAGCGGCCUUCCAAUUUUCAAUUCUCUGUCUUUAUUAUAUAUGUUGUUUUCUGUAGUUACAUACUUAGCAAAUCAACUGUUAAUUUCUUUUCUACAAUCAUUAAAUAUUAUAUAUGCA